AGACUGAUAUGAGUGGGAAUAUUAGUCCAUUUGUUGUUGUGUAUUAACAAAGAGUCGACUAAAUCCAUUGUUGAUCAGUUAUAUAUCCAUUUUUAAUGUUGUUGCUCCAGCUAAAUUGUCUAGCCAUCCCACGACAAUGGGUUGGUGGAUUCCGGGAGCGGCAUUCUUUUAUGUUGCGUUUCUUUUAUAGCAGUGUCAGUACGAGUGCAAUUUUGACCAGUCUAAACCAAUAGGUUCUGAAACGAAAAUAUUUUUAGCAGCUUUCAAACGCGAUUCCAGAUAUCAUUUGAUGGCAUUUACUGGGGCGUGGUUCGCAUACCUAUAUUUUGGAUGAAUUUAUUUAAAUAUUUUUGACAAUGUCUAAAGCUACAAAAAAGUUUUCGACUUAACUCUAUUUUAGUAAAAACUCUUUGGUUUAUUUGUAUCACAUGAAAAUAUUGAUCCAAUAAGUGGUCAUAUGAUGUGCUUAUUGAAAACGGUUCGGGAAUCAUAGUAAAAUGAUCGAUUUUUUGGCCUGGAUGUUUGUAGAGCCCCCAGAUAUUUAUGGAGCCCCAUAGGAAACCACAGGUCCCAAAAAUCAAUUAUUCGGACACAACACCCAAAACGCAUUAAUAACUCGUUGGAUAGGUUUUCAUUAGCUUUCGAACUAUACCUAUUUUCCGGAAGGUCGAUAAAACCCCAUACAAAUAUGCAUAUUUUGUCCCUUUACGAAGAAGCCAGCCGAUGACUUAAGCCAGUCUAAAAAAGUCGUUUCGUCGUUUAUUUCUUGAGCAAAAAAAUAAUUAUCACAAGAAGAGAUUUUUCGACAUCAAAUGGCGAAAUGUAGUACGAAAACGACAUACAAAUAAUUGAAUUAAGUAAUUCUUGUCCCUUUUAUGGAUAAUAAUGAUAAUAUGGCUUAUAUGAACAACUCUACAUCCACUCACUCCUGUAAAAGCAAUAUAGCUCUAGAGAGAAAUAUUGUUUUUUAUUAAUGGUAGGAGUCACAAGCCACUGGAUUCAAUGCUGUUUCAUUAAGAAUGAAUAGAACAAAAGAAUUUUAUCAUUUUAAUGGUUUUUAAAUGUUUCAGUGAAAAGGAGUGCCAGAGAGACACCAUCACACACUUACCACUAUGUAAAACUUUUUGCUGUUGGUUAAACGGCUCAUCAGGCAUAUUUGAUGUAGAUCAUCAGAAACAUAUAAUAUUUGUCUUAACAAGGCAAAACUCAAGAAUUAAAAUAUUAGAACAUUUGAAAAUGAAAACGUUUACGUUAAGGGAAUUUAGGAAAAUAUAAUUUCUUCACUAAGACGGAUAAGCACUCUAUAGUCAAUCCCACGGCAGCGGGUUCUACGAUACCGGAUUGACCCGAAACAACAAGAUUCCAGUUUCGGCCAGCGGCUGCCAACCCAGUAUGUACAUGUUUGUGUUUGUUUAUUUUUCUGCAUUGGGAGCAGCAUAUCCCGGAAUGCUUGCUCCGGAUUUUAUUGGUCCGUGCCGGGAUUGAGGAAAACCCCGGACCUUGGUUCUGCUCGGUUUGUCAGAACGUCAUCCACCACAGAUCUGUCUCGGUGCGAUGUAAUGGAUGCAGAGAGUGGGUGCACUUCAAGAACUGUUCCGGAUUUAGGCGUUUGCGAGACUACAGCGAAAGGGACUAUGUUGCGACUUGCUGCAGUAACGUAGUCCCCAGCGAGUCCUCUUCUUCGUCGUCCUCGUCAGAGACGUCGUCGGAGUAUGGCACUCCACCGCAGUCUCCAGAACAGCAACCAACACCGCAGCACCUAACGCCACAUGUUGCUGUUCCAACUCCGGAUUGUGCAUCAUUCUUGCAAUUCAAUUGCAACGGACUUCGAGGCAAAAUAGAUGAGAUAGUGGAAUUUAUGAGUCGGAGGAAUAUUAAGAUCGCAGCGGUGCAGGAAACCAAGCUGAAUGAAAAUUGCAGCCUACAACGUUGUUAUGGUUACAACGUACUAAGGAAGGAUCGCACCAGAAGUGGAGGUGGGGGAUUAACGUUCCUGUUACACCAUUCUGUUCAGUACAGACCUAUCUCGCUUGAGCUAGUCUCUAGUGACCCAUACAUGGAAUGUGUGGGGGUAGCAGUCAAGUGUGGAACUGCCGAGGUAGAGGUGCUUAAUGUGUAUAUCCCGCCGAUUAAUAGCUGUGAACCACGUUAUUUGCCUGAUAUUAGCCCAUUAUUGGUAGGCAAUAACCGCCUGGUACUAGGGGAUUUUAAUGCCCACCAUGAGUUGUGGCAUUCCGUCCUAGGUAAUGACCAGAGGGGAUCAGCGCUGGCAGAGCAGAUUGACUGCUCCACAUUCUGCACGGUUAACGAGGAUGCCCCCACCCGAAUAAGAGGAGAGUGUCACAGUUCGCCAGAUUUAACCAUAGUGUCACCCGGUCUGAUAAAUGACGUGACUUGGCAACCCGUCAUUUCUCUUGGCUCAGACCAUCUCCCGAUAAUCGUCUCCAUAAGCAGGUCGCCCGAUUUCAUAACCUCUGAACGCCGCACUUUCCUUAACCAUGGGAAAGCUCACUGGCCAGAGUUCAGAGAAUUCACCAACCGCCGCUUCAGAGAACUGCCCAACCCUUCUGAUGUUCGGGUAGCAGAAAGGAUUUUCCGAAACAUCAUCAGAGCUGCAGCCGCUCGCUAUAUACCUGCUGGUCGAAUACCCGAGAUAAGACCAAACUUCCCAGCAGAGGCAGCGGGAUUAGCAAACGAGCGUGAUGAUCUCCGUCGUACCAACCCUACUGAUCCUAGAAUCAGUGAUUUGACAGUGGAAGUCAACCGGUUGGUACAGGAGCAUAAGAGGAAAAAGUGGCUAGACCAUCUGAAGUGCUGCAACAUUGGAACCGAUAUGAGUAAGCUGUGGGUAACGGUUAAGUCGCUCUCGAACCCUGGAAAAAAGGAUGAUAGGACCUCAGUCACUUUUAACGACGUAACGGUGACUGAUCCGAAGAGGUGCGCGGAAUAUUUUAACCGACAAUUUGUCGAGCACCCCGAGAGUGAUAGGGCGAAGCGAAGAGUACUACGUCGUAUCAGAUCUCUUCCCGCCGAGGAGGAACCACCACAGUUUACGAUGGGUGAUGUUGCAAAUGUCAUCCGUAACGCUAAGUCAUCCAAAGCGUUGGGCCCGGACGGAAUCUCAAUGGUAAUGUUGAAGCAGCUGGAUACGCCGGGAGUCGAGUACUUAACAAAAGUUCUCAAUUUGUCGCUAGCCACCCACAUAGUGCCCGAAAUCUGGAAAAUGGGCCGGGUGGUCCCGCUACUGAAGCCAGGCAAGGAUGCCAGUAAAGGCGAAUCGUACAGGCCGAUUUCGCUUUUGUCGCCAGUAGCAAAGACUCUUGAGGCUUUACUCCUCCCCAGCAUUAGAGGAAGCUAUGCAGUUGCCAACCACCAGCAUGGAUUCCGUCCACAACAUAGUACCACAACAGCAUUACACGCCAUUUCCACACAUAUUAGUAGAGGACUAAACCAGAACAGGCCGUGUGACAGAACAGUGUUGGUAGCCCUUGACCUAUCAAAGGCAUUUGAUACGGUCAAUCAUGCCACACUGUCAGAGAACUACCCUCCGGCCAAGUUUGAAACGUUGGAUAAUCAACUAUAUGUGUGGACGCCAGUCGUACGUGGAAUUCCGGAACAAGAAGUCCAAAGCCCGUAGAGUGAAACAGGGAGUUCCCCAAGGUGGGGUGAUAUCUCCGGAACUGUUUAACCUCUACCUUUCCGGAAUUCCUCGCCCUCCAGACGGCAUUGAGAUCGUAACGUAUGCGGAUGAUUGUACGAUCAUGGCGUCGGGUCCAGUGGUCGAUGACAUAUGCGAAAGGUUGAACCCCUAUCUCGCGGAGCUUGCCGCAUACUUCCACGCGAGGAAUAUGAAAAUAUCCGCCACGAAAUCAACGGCCACACUCUUUAUCACAUGGUCUGCGGAGAUGAGAACACAGCUGAAUGUUCAGGUCGAGGGGAAUUUAAUACCGACCACGAACUACCCCAAGAUUCUUGGGGUAACGUUCGACAGCAUGUUCAAGUCGUCCGCGCAAGCCACAGCUAUCUGCGACAAGAUGAAAAGUAGGAACAAGGUCCUCAAGGCGCUAGCCGGCAGCUCUUGGGGUGCGGACAAAGAAACCUUGUUGACCUCUUAUAACGCGAUAGGUCGGUCUGUGGUCAACUAUGCGGCUCCAGUGUGGUCUGCGAAUACUAGUGCUACGCAGUGGAAGAAUAUCCAGACCUGCCAGAACGCUGCCCUGAGAACUGCGACAGGGUGCCUCCUCAUGACACCAGUGGACCAUCUACAUGAGGAGGCGAAAGUCCUUCCCUUACGUCAGCAUAAUCAUAUGCUUUCGUUGCAGUACCUGCUUGGGUGUUACCGUGAGAGCCAUCCCAACCAUCACAUGGUGGAUAACUCUCCCCCACCCAGGCGUGUCAGGAAGGACAUACAUGAUCUAGAGAGGGAGGUCCAGCGCUACAAGAGAGAGCCUCUAGAUCAAGAAGCCUAUCAGGCAGGUCUGAGUGGCAUUCACACCGAUGCAGUCGCGGAUGCUAUUAGCAGUUAUAAAGUGAAUGCCGUCCUCGGAGUCCACCCCCCAUCCAUUGCAGCCGAAGAACGUCAGCUGCCUAGACAAACCAGAGUAGUUUUGGCGCAAUUACGUUCAGGAUGGUGUAGUCGCCUCAAUUCGUAUUGGGCACGAAUUGAUGAAGAUGUGCGUGACGCCUGCCCGGCGUGUGAUACAGGCCCGCACAAUACGCUACACCUUUUUAAUUGCUCAGCCAAACCUACCCAACUCACUCCAGAGGAUCUCUGGCUACAGCCCGUUAAAGUAGCCGAAUUUCUAAACCUGGAGCUGGAACCAGAUUAGCAGAACACAAACACACACACAUGUACUACUGCUACAACAACAACAACAACAGCACUCUAUAGUACUUUCAGUAUAUUUAAGUCUGAUUUUCCAAAACAACAUCAUCAUAAAAAUUUUGAAACUUAUAUGAAAAACUUGUUAAAAACUCAAGUCACCUUUUUAUUUAUUAAAGGCUUCUUAGCCAGGAAGGAGCGUUACUUGCUUAUUCUGGUUAUGGCGAUAAAGACAAAGAUGCAAGAGUUACA
Molecule: messenger RNA, 5074 nt
Organism: Musca domestica (house fly)
Lineage: Eukaryota; Metazoa; Arthropoda; Insecta; Diptera; Muscidae
Gene: Lamtor2
Product: ragulator complex protein LAMTOR2 homolog
Exons: 3
Coding region: 3522-4829 (435 amino acids)
Biological process (GO): cellular response to amino acid stimulus; positive regulation of TOR signaling
Cellular component (GO): Ragulator complex
Molecular function (GO): catalytic activity; molecular adaptor activity; guanyl-nucleotide exchange factor activity
Source: RefSeq, a predicted model, not a curated record